This is a messenger RNA of Condylostylus longicornis, 630 nucleotides long. RefSeq lists its product as uncharacterized. The transcript has 4 exons. NCBI's taxonomy places the organism in Eukaryota, Metazoa, Arthropoda, Insecta, Diptera, Dolichopodidae. The record is from RefSeq and is a predicted model, not a curated record. The coding region runs from base 115 to 537 and encodes 140 amino acids.
GUUAAUUUUGAUAAUUGUUUAGUACACUAUGAGUUUUAGUAUAAAAGGUUUUGAAAGAAUUUAAAAGAAUUUCAAGGAGUUCAGUUUGUAAAAGUUAAAAGUUGUAAUUUUACUAUGAUAUUGAUUAAAACAGCAAUAUUAUUGGUGUUUACCAUCGCAAGACUGGCAGCAUUGCCAACACAAAUACAAAAUUCUACUCUGUUGAAUAAUGCAGUUAAUUCUGAACAACCAUUUUCGAAUCAAAUUUCAAGUGAAUCAGAAAAUGUAGUCACUAAUUUUGAAAAUCAAUUGAAUCAAAACACUGAAUCUGAUAUCGACUCCACAAUAAUUGAUCAACUAGAAGCUUUACUUGGACCAAAUAAUUUAGGGGACACUUUUGAUAAUAAUGCAAAUCAAAUUGAUAUUUUGAAGAGUGAUGAUGAUAAAAUAAAUUCUACUCCAUUUGAAGAAUUGGCACAACUUGCUUCUUGUUACGGUUAUGGUUACGGUUAUCCAUAUUAUGGUUAUUAUGGUUAUCCCUAUUAUUAUGGCAGAUAAACACAUAAUAUAGUUUUGUAAAAUAUGUCAGGAAAAUGAGUUGUUAUUAUAAAUAAAGUAUUCUGAGAUAAAAAAUUCUUAUUAAAAAUCAAA